Closterium sp. NIES-67 is the source of this 5425-nucleotide messenger RNA. NCBI's taxonomy places the organism in Eukaryota, Viridiplantae, Streptophyta, Zygnematophyceae, Desmidiales, Closteriaceae. The record is from the annotation of a GenBank genome assembly.
GAGAGUCUCGCUUCAUGAUAAACAGCUUGAGUAGAGGAAACGAAUGACGAUGACGCGAAUAAUGUCACUUAGCUCGGUCUUGGCUCGGAAGCAGCGGCGCUCUCACGACAUCGACUCGGAGUCAUUGCCGCUUUCGAGCGGCGAGAGUGCGGCGAUUCGGGAACUCGCAGUGUUUCGAGUAUAACUUUCGAUCUUCGAAUGCCCGUCGUAAAUACAAGCUUACUAGGAGUACUGGUGGAACGACUGCCUGAAGCGACUUUCCUGCGAAAUCAUGCUAAACCCUUAUUCUCGAAGUGGUAUUUCCGUUAUUCACCAGCGACUCGUUCGUGAUGCUUUCCUGAAGCUGGCUUAGCAACUCCGCCACCACCGAGAAGUUACUAAGCUUUCUAAGUUCCACAUCAUGUGAUAUGAUAUGAUAUCAUAUUAUCCUUCCGGCGGGCACGUCGUGUCACGCGGAUAGUUGGACUUUAAUAUUGAUCCUCUAGCCCUCGGAAGAUCGGAGGCUCGGAGGCUCGGAGGCUCUCACUGGAAUGCACGGAGCCGUCAUGCAGCGCAAUGUUUCCAGCGACUCGCGGUUAAGGUUCAGAGGAAACCUGGAAGACUCAGAUGAUUUUAUCAUCUCACCCCACCCCACAUCAGGCCCUUUCCCGCCGUUCUUCCGCAAGCUAGGGCAGCGUACCAUGGUGAUGGUAACCAUGGGGACCAUGCAUCUUAUCAUGCCGCCACGUUUAUGUAACCCUGCCCCAAUCCACAGGCCCCGUCUUCGGCGCGCUGCUCGCCCUAUGGCUGCUCUCGGGUGUGGCGUUCGCGGCGUGGCUGUGCUACUCGCGGCACUCCUCGUACCAAACCGACCGCCGUCAGCACCUCGACAUGUGGUGCUACGAGCGCGCCAAGCUGUUCGAGCAGCACGCGCUCACCACCGUCAGCCAGAUCCGAACUCUGGCGGGGCUAGCGUCAGUGAUGGGGAAGCCCAGGCGCCACGGCAACUGGGCGUGGGACAGGUGCCUGGCGGAGCAGCGGUGGGACGCGUACCUGAAUGCGACGAGCUAUGCGCGGCCGGGGAACACGGGCGCCACCGUGUGUGUCUUUGUCACCGACCAAGAGAGGCCUGCAUUUGAGCGCCAGUACGGCGGGCCCAUCCUCGGGUUGAAUCGGGAGCCGCAGCAGCGCCAGCCGCUGUACUGCCCGCGCGUGUUGGAGAUCCACUACUACCGGGGCUCGGCGCUCAUGAUCGACUUAAUGCAACGCUUGCCAGAGGAGCUGGCGUUUCUCAGGAGCACGGGCGAGCCCCUGUUCAGCUAUGCCACGCCCAUUGCAAACCUCUCCCUCAACCUCAAUGGCUUCGCCGUGGGCUUCCCCAUCUUGCAGCAUCCGCUGCCGCCGAACCCCACUGAGGCACAAGUCACUGAAGCUGUGAUUGGAGCAGCGGGGUCCGUUUUGGAUCUGGUGUCCAUGGCAAGGAACGUGCUCGAGAACGUGUUCACCCCAGACCCCUCCAUCACAUUUGAGGUCUAUGACACCACGGACCCCAACGGCUUGGUCAUGAUCUACGGCCCGGGCCCCAGACUCAUCCAUUAUAAAGUGGGGGAUCCCGGGUCCAUAACUUCUGCCUCCCCCGCUAACGCCACGCGCCUGUGGGAGGAGCGGGCAGUCGUGCCUCUGGACCUGCUUGGCGGUCGCCUGCGCAAGUACGAGGUCUGGUGCCGAUACAAUCAACCAUCCAACACGUGGCUCUCCUGGGGCAUGCCCGUCCUCUGGAUGCUCCUAUCGCUGGUGGUAACCACCCUCAUAGCUGGCGUAGCAUGGCAGCAGCGCGUGGUGUACUUUGCAAGCCAGGAGGGUAUAGCAGUGGCGGAUCUCCUUCGAGCUCAGGCUCACACAGCAGAGCAGUCGAAGAGUUCGUUUGUGGCGUCGAUGUCGCACGAGCUGCGCACGCCCAUGGUGGGCAUCAUGGGGCUGCUGGACGCCCUGACUGACAUGGGGCUCUCCGCCCCCCAGGUGGAGGACGUGAGAGCAGCGCGUGCAUCAGCGUACGACACCGUGCACCUCGUCAACCGCGUGCUCGACCUCUCCAAGCUCGAGGCCAGGAAGAUGGGCCUCAGCUGCGUGCAGUUUGAGCCGAGGGCAUGGCUGGAGAGCAUUGUUGUUGACAACUUUCAGGCUGCUGGAAAAAAAGGGGUACAACUGGUGGGCAUGGUGGAUGUGAACGUGCCUGUGGUGUUGGAGAUGGACACCAUGAGACUCACACAGGCGCUCAGAGAGCUCAUAGACAAUGCAGUUCGCUACACAGCAACCGGCCACGUGUUGGUGCGCGUGUCUGUCUUCCCCGCUGCCACCACCCUUGAGGGCGCCCUCAACCAACUCAAAGCAUUAGAGACCCCACUACAAGCCUCCUCUCCUCCUCCUCCUGGCGGCUCUUGCUCCUCCCACUUGGCCAACCCGCUCAUGCUUCUGCGGCUGCUAGGAAGGGCUGCAUGCGGGGCUUCUCACGCAGAACCACCAGCAAUGGAGAAUGCAGAAAGCGAGGAGCAGGCAGCGGCAGCAGGAGCAGGAGCAGUGAUGGUGGAGGGUAGGAGAGGCGUUAGGGGAGGUGGGCGUUUGAAGGCGGGCGGGGGAGGGGUUGGUGGUGAUGGCGAUCGGGGUGGUAGUGGAUGGAGCGAGGGCAAGGGAGGCAUGCAGCUGGUGGUGUCGUGUGAGGACACGGGGUGCGGCAUCGAUGAUUUGACGCUGGAAGGGCUGUUCGAGCUCAAGGGAAGACUGGAAAGUGGAGGAGCAGGGCUGGGUCUUGUGUUGACACUGCAGCUGGGAAGAUUGGAAAGUGGAGGAGCAGGGCUGGGUCUUGUGCUGACGCAGCGGCUGGCGUCCCUCAUGGGUGGUCGUGUCGCCUGCUUGUCUCAUCCCGGCAUCGGCUCCACCUUCGCCUUCUCCGUCCCCUUGGCUGCGCUCCCCUCCUCGCCCCACAUUCCUGUGACGAUUGCUGCUCGCACUCCUACCGCUCCGCCUCCCACUCCUCACACUGGCGGCAUGGAGGGAGUAGCUGUUGGCGUGGUGGGGUCUGAUGCACGCAGGAGGGAGCUCACGGGUCGCAUGUUAUCAGGUCUCGGAGCACAGGUGCACCUGCUGGCAAUGCCAGCAACAGUAGAGUCAAGAGUCACAGAAAGGCCGCUGGGAGAAGCAGGGAGGAGCAGCCACGGCGAGAUUGAGGAGAGAAGAGACGGGGACUCUGCUGGCUCGAUGACUGGCUUGUAUGGUGCGAGAAGAGCCAGAGCGGCAGAAAGCGAGGGAGGGGGAGAGGGAGAGGUAGGAGAGAGGGGGGUUUUGAGAGAGGGUGUGCGAUGGGUGGUGGUGGUGGGGGAGGAGGAUGUGUGGUUGCAGCAGAGUGAGGAAGAGAGUGUGAGUGGCAUGGCUGGUCAGCAGUGUGGCGGGAAUGGGUGGUGGGGGGAGCAUGGGGGAGGGAGAGGGGCGGUGGGGGAGGAGCACAGCAGUAGAAUGCCUGGGGUGGCUGUGGUGCCGGCAGGGGCAGCGGCAUGCGCGGCAGCCGUGCGGGUCGUGAGGCGAGUGGAAGGGAUGGCAUGCAGUGGACAGGUGGUGGGGGCUGUCAUUCUAGCGGGCUGCUGGAGUGGCGAGGAGAUGGGGGGAGAGGAGGGAAUGGGAGACGAAGAGGAGGAGGAGAGGGAGAGGAGUGCACACGGGGGGCAAGAGAGGCAUCAGGUUCAGAUGGCCGCUUGCCCUGCCUCUGCCAUCUCUCCCAGUGUGGUCAUCUGUCACCGCCCGCUGCUCUCUCACCAUCUGCGCCACGCCGUCCAGUUGGCAGCAUUUGGGCUUGAAGCCAGCAGCCCAUCCCAUGGCAGCAGAGCCUGUGAGAGGCAUGGCAGCAUCGCGCCUUGCGCUGUACGAGAGGGGAGCAGGGAGCAGGGGAGCAGAGAGUUGGGUUCAGAAGAGCAGGACUGGUUAGCAUGCUUCAUGGAUGGGCAGGGUGACACUGAGGACUACAAAGAGAUUUGUAGGGCAGAGGAUGGUGCACGCGAUGGGGGGACGAGCAUGCCCAUGCAAGGCGAUGACGGCAUGCGGUCGGCACCCUUAGAUGCCCCCCGCGGUUGCAGAAGCAGCAGUUUGGGAGACGUCGAGGGGGCCGGCAAUGUUGGCGCUGAGAGCCAUGUGGCCUUUAAUGUUGACAAUGUUGGCGCUGUUUGCGCUGAGAGCCAGGGGGAUAUCAGAACCUGGGCUGCUGGCAGUAGAAGCAGGAGCCUCACAGGAGGCACGUUGUCUUACAGUGCAAGCAUGGAGAGAGAGAGGGGAGCAGCAAGGAUGGGGAGUGUUGAAGAAGCCGCAGAAGCAUUGGCGGGAGUAAGAGGAGUAGGAGGAGCAGGAGGAGGAGGCGGUGUGAGGCGAGGAAGCAUGUAUGUGACAGGCAGAUGUAGCCUGGAACUUUCAUCCUCCUCCUCAGCAGAAGCAGCAGCAGCGGCAGCGGCAGCGGUGGCGGCAGGGACGGCAGCAGCAGGAGCAGGAGGAGCACGUAGAGGGGUUCGUGGGCGGUCAAUCACAACGACUGCAGCCCUAACAGGCAGGGACUCCCUGUCAGCCCGGGAGGUCACCGCGGUGCUGCAGGGACUUGGCGUGCUGGUGGUGGACGACACGGGCGUAAACCUGGUGGUGGCCCGCCACACUCUGAGUCGAUGCGGCGCCGCUGUGGCCACUGCAGGCAGCGGGGAGGACGCUGUGAGGCGCGUGAAGGAGGCCAUGGGGGCUGGGGUAGGCGAGGAUGCCGGGGGAGAUGAGGAGAAGGCGGCAGUUGAUGUGGUGCUGAUGGACCUGCAGAUGCCAGGCAUGGAUGGGUUCAUGGCAACAGAGGCCAUACGAGCACAUGAGCAAGCCACAGCCGGUCAGCUUGCGAGAUCGUCGGAAGGGGGAGCGGAAGCAGCGAUUGAAGAUGCAGCCACCUCUGUCGCUGCCCCUCUAGUCCCCGCAGUCCCCCGGGUACCCAUAGUGGCGCUGACAGCGGAUGUUGAUGAGGAGAUUACUCGGCGCUGCCUUGCGAAUGGCUUUGAUGGCAUUCUGCAGAAGCCAGUCGACCCCAAGCUGCUCUCGGACCUGCUGCUGCACAUUGAGAAGCCACGCAGAUUGGGGUCUCUAUGAAGCCUUUCGGAUCCAACGGUUCACAUUCAACUCUUGAGUGAUCUGCUCUUGAGUGGAUGGUGCAUAGAGAAUUGAGUCCUUCAUGGGUGAGUACGGUAGUAUGUGCUUGAUAAGGGCGCAUGAGGGGGGUGGGCGGUCGCUACCCCGUACAGAUUUCCUUGCUACAAGUAUAGCCCGUACGGAUUCGAAGAAAAGGUACUCGUUAGGCUAAGGAAUACUGUGAAAUUGUUUCUGUAAGUUGGACGGACUCGGAAAAAAAAUCGCACUGUAAAAAAACGGAAUCACUUGA